AUGGACUCGGUCAUUUAUAUCCCGGUUGCAGAGCAUUUCAACGACAUGCAGCGCGCAUCCUGGAUUGUCAACAGCUAUCUCAUUACUUCGGCAUCAAUGCAGCCCAUCUAUGGGAAGUGCAGUGAUAUUGUCGGACGUGUCCCUAUCUUGGCCGCUGCAGUUAUGUUCCUAUUUAUCGGCUCGCUGCUCUGCGCAGUCUCCAACUCGAUGGACAUGCUCAUUGCAUGUCGCUCAAUACAGGGUUUAGGGACUGCGGGACUGUUCACCAUCGUCAACGUGGUCAUUGUUGACCUAUAUGCUGAACGCAAACGAGGUAAGCUGAUGGGAUACUCGUCGUCAGCCUGGUCUCUCUCUGCUGCAUCUGGUGCAGUAAUUGGCGGCGUGCUUGCGGAAAAGGGAAAAUGGCGGGUGGCAUUUUGGCUCAAUCUCACAACUAGUGUUCUCGCUGGCGGAGUCAUUCUCACCACUAUUCGCGUACCCAAGCCAAGCGGGACGCGCAGAGAAAAGCUCGGCCGGGUGGACUUUGGUGGGUCGGCCAUUUCUCUGGUCAGCAUCGUGCUAGUGCUACUGGCGCUCUCGUGGGGCGGACAGCAGUAUCCGUGGUCAUCAGCACGUGUCAUCUGCUGCAUCGUCUUUGGAGUGCUAAUCGGGGCUCUGUUCGUUUUCUACGAAGCCAAGUACGCCAAGGAGCCUAUCCUACCCAUGUACCUGUUCAAGACACGGAACAUUGCACUUUCGGUGUUUGGUCACCUGUUCUAUGGCGCGGUUGUCUACGCCCCCCUUAUCUUCAUUCCUCAGUGGGCGCUGGUAGUCAAGAAUACGACGCCUUUAACAUCAUCUCUUUACACAAUUCCUAUGAGCAUAGCCGAGGGGAUCGUAGUCGGGCUCAUUGGCCUCGCUGUUACCAAGACUGGGCGGUACCGGGAGUGUCUAUGGUUUGGCAGUGUAUGUUUGCUUGUUGCAGCUUCAUUGCUGAUAACUCUGGACGGGAAUUCUAGCUCGGGCAAAGUUGUUGGGUUUAUGGUCCUCUAUGGAGUUGGCUUUGGUGCGUGCAUCCAGACGCUCCUUCUCACAGCGCAGGUUUGCGCAGAGGGCAAGGACUCCGCAGCAACAACUGCUGCGUGUCUUUUUAUCCGCUCCGUGGGAAAUAUGGUUGUGGUUGCUGUGCUGAGCUCAGUCAGCGAAAAUAAACGCAAAACAGAGUUUGCCAAGGUCAUGGCUCUGUUUCCCGACUACGCCGACUCGAUAGCAAGGAUAGCUAAGAACCAGUCAUUGAUUCACAAGCUUGCCCUGCCGGAUGAUGUCUAUAACCGCGUCAUGGAUGUGUUCAUGAAGUCGAUGCGCUCCGCUUUUAUUGCCUUGGUUCCUUUUGCAGUUAUAUUUUUACUGAUAGUGCUGUUUAUCGAGCACAAGAGACUGAGCACGGUCAAAAAGGUCACGAUUCAAUAG
Molecule: messenger RNA, 1449 nt
Organism: Linderina pennispora
Lineage: Eukaryota; Fungi; Kickxellomycota; Kickxellomycetes; Kickxellales; Kickxellaceae
Product: MFS general substrate transporter
Exons: 1
Coding region: 1-1449 (482 amino acids)
Biological process (GO): transmembrane transport
Molecular function (GO): transmembrane transporter activity
Source: RefSeq, a predicted model, not a curated record